AUGGCUACUGUCUCUGGAAAUGGGCCAUAUACAUCUCAGCCACCGCAACAAGGCAGUCAGCAUAACCAGCCAGGCACUUCUUCAUCGAUCCUUUCAUCCCUUCAUGGGACAGGCUCCGUAGUUUCUAUGGGUAUUUCCGGGCUAGGGCAUGGUACCACUGUACGAAAUGUGCCAACUAGCGCAGCAGGAUUAAGUGGCUCAACUACGUCAGCCGCGGUAUCAGCAGCAGAUCAAAAGAGAAAACGUAAACGUCGAGAAAUGCAGCCUGUUAACAAGAUUGUCGAGUCACCUGAUCCUCAUAUAGAUCAAUAUCUGUGGAAGAACAAUGGAAACACACUCAGAAGAAAGACUGGGUGUAAAAGUAUUUAUUACAAAUGUUCUAACAGCGCUGGAGGAUGCACGGUCAACAAAACUGUAAAGAAAAAGAAAGCGGCGGGUACAUUACAAAGUAAGAGGCGAACAUCUGGAGGACUGCAUCAAAUUCAAACGUGCUCAGAUGGCGGCCCAGGCGGCUCAGAAUGCAUACAGCCUCCAACGCGAGCAGUAGACUAA
Lobosporangium transversale is the source of this 552-nucleotide messenger RNA. RefSeq lists its product as hypothetical. Gene Ontology annotation, biological process: regulation of DNA-templated transcription. The transcript is spliced from 2 exons. The record is from RefSeq and is a predicted model, not a curated record. The coding region runs from base 1 to 552 and encodes 183 amino acids. Gene Ontology annotation, molecular function: sequence-specific DNA binding; DNA-binding transcription factor activity. Lineage: Eukaryota; Fungi; Mortierellomycota; Mortierellomycetes; Mortierellales; Mortierellaceae.